AUGAAGUUCUUCCUGAGCACUCUGAUCCUUCUAGUCAUGGCGGUCUGCGCUUUCGCCGCAUCUGAAAGCCAGCAGCCUGUCAUCAUCUCGUACCCGCCCGGCACUCCAGAGCAUGUUCUAGAAGAGGCAAAGAAGGCGAUUAUCGACGCGAAGGGCACAAUAACACACGAGUACAACAUUAUCACAGGCUUUGCCGCAAAGGUUCCUUCAAAGGUGCUGGAUUCUAUCAAGACCCUGGGACAGAAGUACAAUGUCUUGAUCGAACAAGACCAAGAAAUGAGCAUCAACAGCGGUCACUAA
Messenger RNA from Ramularia collo-cygni, 300 nucleotides. Its product is annotated as related to serine proteinase inhibitor IA-2. The transcript is spliced from 3 exons. Bases 1 to 300 code for a protein of 99 amino acids. NCBI's taxonomy places the organism in Eukaryota, Fungi, Ascomycota, Dothideomycetes, Mycosphaerellales, Mycosphaerellaceae. Gene Ontology annotation, biological process: vacuole fusion, non-autophagic. The record is from RefSeq and is a predicted model, not a curated record. Gene Ontology annotation, molecular function: endopeptidase inhibitor activity.